Messenger RNA from Solanum lycopersicum (tomato), 561 nucleotides. Its product is annotated as secreted RxLR effector protein 161-like. Lineage: Eukaryota; Viridiplantae; Streptophyta; Magnoliopsida; Solanales; Solanaceae. The record is from RefSeq and is a predicted model, not a curated record.
AUGGUUACUGUCAGGUCUGUCAUUGCCCUUGCUGCCUCUUGUGGUUGGUAUAUAUUUCAGAUGGAUGUUCAUAAUGCCUUUCUACAAGAUGGUAUUCUUAUGAAUCUGAGAGAAUAUGCACUUGGACUUGUAUCUGAACUUGGACUUGCAGGGUGUAAACUUGGAUCCACUCCCUUAGCGUUCAAUCACAAGUUGACAUCCACUGUGUUUGAUAAAUUUCAAGUACUUAGUCAAUAUAUGCACUCACCAAAAACUUCUCAUAUGGAAGCAACACUUAGAGUGGUGAGAUACAUAAAUGGUACAACAGGUCUUGGUUUGUUCAUGACAAGCAACAAUAUGUCUGAGCUUGUAGCUUACUGUGACUCAGACUGGGGAGCAUGUAUAGAAUCCAGAAAGUCAAUGACUGGCUACAUAGUCAAGUUGGUAAAUGCUUUAGCGUCUUGGAAAGCAAAGAAACAAAAUACAGUUUCAAGAAGUUCUCCAGAAGCAGAGUUCAGAAGUAUGGCCACCACAAUAGCUGAGAUAGUUUGGCUGAAAGGGUUGUUCAAUGAAUUGGAGUAG